This is a messenger RNA of Durusdinium trenchii, 1227 nucleotides long. The record is from the annotation of a GenBank genome assembly. NCBI's taxonomy places the organism in Eukaryota, Dinophyceae, Suessiales, Symbiodiniaceae.
AUGUCGCUGAUGCCGUCCGAAAUGAUGACCAGUUUGAACCAGAUGCAAGUGACGUGCCCACAGCAGCCUGAGCAACAGGUCAUUGUAUUGGUCCCCGUGGACCAGAACUACAUGACUUCAAUCCAAAACUCCGGUGUUCCAGUGAACUACGUGACUUGGUGGCCCCAGUCAACCCAGCCGAACGUACAUCAACAAGUUGCAAGCAUGCCAUCUUUACAGGUUCCAUGUGCUUCAGCUCUUCAGGCAACAUCCGUCCCGCCCAGCAGUGGCCAGCCGACUCCGCGUACAGCCCUGCCCAGUGAUGACAGUGACGCGGAGAAGAUUGAGAAGCCACGAUUCACAGCCAGCACAGCACGGCGCCUGAGGCGAAAGCGUGCGGCAGAACGUGCCAAGAUUGCCCAUGCUGAGGGUGCACCACAGCUGAGCCUGGAACAGCUCCGUGCGAAGUUGAGAGAGGAACCAGCUGUGGCAGUUCAGAGUGUGAAGGGUAAUGUGUGGGCGUGGUCGCGGAAUGAGACCGGCUGUCGCCUGGUGCAAGAGGCAUUGGAGAUGGGAACACGUGAGGCUGCUGAAUUGGCCGCUGAGUUGCAGGGCCAUGUUCUCGAAGCAGUGACAUGCCCCUACGCCAACUAUGUGGUGCAGAAAGUGGUUUUACAUCUCUCCACUGCAGCAAGCAGCUUUGUGGCACAAGAACUUCAUGGCAGUGCUGUCCGUGUGGCCAAACACCGUUUUGCCUGCAGAAUCCUUUGCAGACUUGUUGAGUUGACCAAGUCCAGUGCAACCUCUGCUCUCAUUGAAGAGCUGAUGCUGGAGUUUCCUGACUUGUGCACCCACAACUUUGCACAUCACGUUAUGGAGUCAAUUUUGGAGAACGGUGAAGAGCGCCACAAGAAACAAAUUGCAAAGGUGCUGCUGACAGAUCCUUGGAAGUAUGCAACCCACAAGAAUUCUAGCUACCUUGUUGAAAAGGCAUUGUCCUACUGCAGUCAAAGUGAGCAAGAGAUGCUGGUUGCAAAGCUGGGCCAUGCACAAGCCAUUUUGGACCUCGCUCUGACUCAAUUUGGAUGCUACGUAGCACGAGCACUGCUUCGACACUGGUGUGUGAACGCUGAAGUUGCGAUGACGCUCAUAGCAGAACAUCAGAGAGACUUGGAGGCCACACCACAUGGUCAGAGAUUUUUGGUUGAUGUUGGCCUCAUCCAACCAUGUCCGGUUGGACAGAUGUGA